Molecule: messenger RNA, 683 nt
Organism: Arabidopsis arenosa
Lineage: Eukaryota; Viridiplantae; Streptophyta; Magnoliopsida; Brassicales; Brassicaceae
Source: the annotation of a GenBank genome assembly
ACGCAUAUAUAGUUCAAACAUUUGACCGUCAAUUUAAUCUCUCGAGAACUUCCAUGAAUGCGAUUUUGUCAACAUGGAUAAAGUUGAAGAGCUUGUGCUUGAGUCUGAGACCAAUCUUGGCUCAUUCGCAUUCAUUGACUUCUUCCCUGCCGGUCUUGGGUGGGCUAUUGAUCGGAUAUCCGGCCAACAUUCGAGGUUGCACAAAGCCUUUGCUAGACUAAGUAAUUUCUUUCAACAUGUGAUCGAUGAUCAUUUGAAGCCUGGGCAAUCUCAAGAUCAUUCAGACAUCAUUGGUGUCAUGUUGGAUAUGAUCAAUAAAGAGAGCAAAGUCGGCUCUUUUAAAGUCACCUAUGAUCAUCUAAAAGGAGUCAUGUCGGAUGUAUUUUUGGCCGGAGUGAACGCAGGAGCGAUCACAAUGAUAUGGGCGAUGACCGAUUUACCCGAUGGAAUGACCAUUGCAGACAUUAACAUGGAAGAAGCUGGAGCUUUCGUCAUUGCCAAGAAAGUCCCACUUGAGCUCGUGCCAGCUCUUCAUUACUGAUCGCUGAUGCCUUGAGAACACUCUACGGUCGUCAUAUGUGUUUAUUUGGCUAUUUUCUAGUCCCACGAUUCUUUUAUCUGUUACUUCUUUUGUAUAUGUUCUCAUGUGUCACCUGUUCGUUUAUUAAAAUUUGUAAGUCUUG